Molecule: messenger RNA, 531 nt
Organism: Priapulus caudatus
Lineage: Eukaryota; Metazoa; Priapulida; Priapulimorpha; Priapulimorphida; Priapulidae
Product: 5-hydroxytryptamine receptor 1-like
Exons: 1
Coding region: 1-531 (176 amino acids)
Biological process (GO): G protein-coupled receptor signaling pathway
Cellular component (GO): membrane
Molecular function (GO): G protein-coupled receptor activity
Source: RefSeq, a predicted model, not a curated record
AUGGUAGUCCUCGCUUGGAGCUUUGCCUUCUUCGCAAGCGUGAUGACUCUCAUUGGCAACCGCUGGCAGCCGGAUCAACCAUGCAUGUAUGACACUGUCACUAGUAGAACAUCUCUCAUAUAUAGCUCGAUAGUCAUUGGUACGUGUGUCAUCGCCAUCGCCUCCAUCUACGCUUACAUGAUAAUGAUUGCCAGGCACCACCAGCAGCAGAUCCACCAGGAACCGAGCAGCAGCGGUUCGCAGGAGGCAGGAACGACCGGAAAAUCCUUCUCUGCUGAGCUCGCUAAGCAUCUGAAGCUUGCCAAGACGGUUGGCAUCGUCGUCGGCGCUUUCUUCGUUUGCUGGGCUCCGUAUUUCAUCCUGAUGCUGCUGAGCGUUGCUGACGUCUACCACGACACGGUCGGCGUGGCGCGAAGCCUCGGCUACCUACUGGCGUACUGUAAUUCUAGCAUGAACUUCUUGAUAUAUGCUUCAAACAGCAGUCAGUUCCGCGCCGCCUUCCGGGCGGUGUUGCCCUCGCGUGGACACUAG